This is a messenger RNA of Impatiens glandulifera, 742 nucleotides long. RefSeq names its product V-type proton ATPase subunit e1-like. Gene Ontology annotation, molecular function: proton-transporting ATPase activity, rotational mechanism. Gene Ontology annotation, biological process: proton transmembrane transport. NCBI's taxonomy places the organism in Eukaryota, Viridiplantae, Streptophyta, Magnoliopsida, Ericales, Balsaminaceae. The transcript has 4 exons. Gene Ontology annotation, cellular component: proton-transporting V-type ATPase, V0 domain. The record is from RefSeq and is a predicted model, not a curated record. Bases 228 to 437 code for a protein of 69 amino acids.
GACAAAAAGGAAUUAAUCAUUUGAUCCAGGGAAACGAAAGCUCGAUCAGAGAACAAGCGGAAGAAGAACUUAAUCGAUUAAUCUCCUAAAUCAAGAAAGAUCCAGACUUUCUAAUUCGAAUCCAUCCGUCGGAGCAUUCUCAAUCUCCGGCGAUAAGUUUGAUCUUGAUUUUCAGUAUCAUUGGAAGAAGAUACGCUUAGAUUCAUCAUCACCUGCAUUUGAUCGAGAUGGGUUUUCUAGUGACAACCCUAAUUUUCGUCGUCAUUGGAUUUAUUGCAUCACUUAUUCCCAGAAUCUGUAUCAAUAAAGGACCUUCAACCAAUCUGUUAAGUGUAACACUCAUUAUUACUGCAACAAUAUGCUGUUGGAUGAUGUGGGCGAUUGUGUAUCUUGCCCAAAUGAAACCACUGAUUGUGCCCAUUCUCAGUGAAGAGUAGAACCAUGGAUGACAAGAUGUUGGGAAUGUGAGGGAAAGGCAUCUAUAAGUAUUAUUUUUUAUUUGUAUUGAAUUCAUAUUGGUUUAAACUAAUUCUACCUACAUUUUUCUGUCUGUUACUUUGCAAAUAACAGACUUUGCAAAUAACAGACUUCUGAUUAAAAUUGUGUUGCUUCUCCUGAUUUGUUUAUGUUUGCUAAUUUCGCCGCAUGUACACAUAAUUCUUGAAGGAAACGAGAUGUUUGCUACUUUUGCCGCAUGUACACAUAAUUCUUGAUUGAAGGAAACGAGUUAGUUUCCGCACAU